CUCACUUGCCUUCCCGCUCAGCGUCAGCGCUUGACUCUUACUCUACUGCCUUCAGUGGCGUGGCAGCCGUCGUGGCGUAGGGCGUGUAGGACGUUGUGACUCUCCCAGUCUGCUCUCGCGCCACUCUCAUGGAAGGCAGCCACAACUGUGAAAAGAACAAAAGGCAAUAUCGAGUCAUUAUUUUUCUCGAAAUAACUUUGAGGAACCAUUCACUGUGUCCCUAAACGGCGAAAGAGACUGGCAUGCCAGAUUACUUAGCCGAAAUGGGUGUCAGUGUGCGAUAACUUAUCACGAGUGAAAAAGACAACAGCUUUUAAGUCAUUCACUGCCAGAAGCAAUGAGUGUGUUCAUUCAUGAGUUGUGGUGUAGUAAGUGCGGGUAAGCUUUAUGUGUACAUUUCACUCCCUGGAGGGAGAGGAAGUUACGCCAAUUCAUUUGUUUCUUUAUUCAAGGAAAAAUUGUGCUGGUGUUUCCUCUGUCAACUACAAAAGUUUGUUCUCCCACAACAUAACGAUACGUCAGUUGGACCCAAAAGACCUCGUCGGUAAAGGAGCUGAAGAUGGUCCACACGAUAUUCGAGCUUCUGCCUCACAAGAAUUACACCAUCCUCCAAGACGCCGAGUUUUUGCCACAAAAGGUGUGGCUGUACCCGGAAGAAGGAUGGGCGAGAGCCUCCUGCAACAGCCACUGGCUCCUGAAGACGCCUUGGUGGUCAAGGAGGCACUGCUGUAUACUCGAAGUCGAAGGCACCAAAAGACACAAGACGGUGGCGAAAGUGUUGCCGACGCGAGAGGGCGAAGUUGUGGUCGAAGGCACCUUCAGGGGCUUGGUGGACGGUGACUUCCGACUGGUCUUGACCUCGACGCUGACCCCGGCUGACCAACGACGGGGUUACCACAUGACGGGCUCUUUGGAGAGAGGAGACAGGAAGCUCGGCAGGUGGCAGACGACCCACCUGGCAGUCACCAAACGCUCUGGAUUUUCCUGACCUGGAAGAAGAGGACAGCGAACCAAUCGGGAAAAAGAAAAGUCUCCCAAUGUUGGGGAUUCGAGGCUUCACUGCGUUGCUCCGUAACUCCUGGAAGUUGUAAGGAGCUAAGAAUAGGCAAAAGGAAAAUAAAGACGGAGAAUGAUAAAUACACCUACUGGGAAAGGUGCUGGAAGGGGGUGGGAGGGAGUGGAUAUGAGGAACCGGCGGUUCAAAAUGUAAAUUUUUUACAGAAAAGGAGUUGAGUACGAAGAGAAUAGAGUCUGAAAACUAACGACCCUAUCAUCACUCGAGAAGCAGAUAUAGCAAAAGAAACUAUUUUGAAUUAGAAGUCUUUAGAUUAAUUGACUUACCCAGCCAGUCCAUAGUAAGUGAUAGUUAUGACCCAAGAGCAAGAAAUAGACCGAUACGCUCUUCUAAUAAUCUUAUUGAAUUACUAUGCGCUCUCUCAAGUCCCGCAGUUAAGUCUCAUCCAUGCAUCCAUUAAAAUCUUUGGAUGAUAUUUCGGAUGAUGAAUUUCGUUGUGGGUCAGAAAGCAAUUCUCGAAGGCAUGGAUACAUAUUUUUUUUUUUUUUACGAAUAUAUGAUUUCAAGAAGUGAGGGACACUCCCUACUGGUGAAUUGUGGUAAUGUCCUUAAACUGAAAUGACAUCUUAUAAUUAUAGACAUAUGAUGCAAAGAAAUUAAGAGUUACGAAUAAUGGUAAUGAUGUUCAGAAGCAUUUUGGGAUGCAGUGAAGAUUUAGAUCCAAAUCUUGAAAAUAUUAGCACUUAGAAUAAUAACGAUAAUGAUAUUUUUUUCGCCGCGAAAUCCAACCUUGGCUGACACCUCGAGAGUGUUGGUAAUGACCUUGCAAACUUCCCAACUUAGAUCAUAAGUGGUUUUCGAGUAACAGGAUUUCACCGAACUUCUCAUUGUUUUAGGACGUAGAUUUCUAGUAACAAUAGUGGGUUUUAGUCUCCUGCUACUGCGACCGCGCCGAAGACCUCAUUGUUCUUGUAAAAAAACAAAAGCAUUCCGUUGAAGGAGAGCGAACGAAAAGUGCAAACAACGUGAAAAUAUAAUCGCGUAGGGAAACGCAGUGAGGAAGAAACUCGAACGAAAUAAGUGUAGCGAAAAGGUCCAUAACUAAUUAGAAAAGUAGGCAUUAACAGCGCUUUCCAUCCUAAUUGCUAUGCUGAACAGCUCCCGCCAGACUCCCUCGAAGCCCGCCACUCACUUCAACCCUCUCCUUCCUUCCUUACCCAACCGCGUCAGUCCAUCGCCUUGAUCUCCGUAAAUUUCGUUUUGCAACAGCAAUGCAAGUGAUAGAGCUAAAGACACUGUAAGUGUAAGUGAUAGUAGAAAAUAUUAUAUAGUAUAUAUAUAUAUAUAUAUAUAUAUAUAUAUAUAUAUAUAUAUAUAGAUAUAUGUAUAUAUAUGUUUCCCCAGAAAGAGGGUGGCUCAAGAAGAAGAUAAAAACACUAUUCGCUGCCCUGUUAUCGCCUGAACUGCCCUACCUCGUUAGGAUCUUCACUCACCCACACAACAGGCUCAUUAGCAGAGUUUCGAACCUACACACACACACUGCACCACCAAUCAUCUCCAUCUUUCAGCUCUCUUAUGCUUCCUGGAUAUCAAGCUUAUCAUUUCUAGCAUCUCUUUUACGACAUCUAGUCAAUCAUUUCUAGGUCUUCCUGGUACUACUCCUCCCCGUCACCACUUCAGAGAUGUACCACACCCUUUCCACCAACCUGCCAUCCUCCACUCUUCUCGCACGACAAAACCAUCUUAAAAUACUCUUCUCUAUUCUGUCACUCUUGCAAAACGUUUUACCAUUUCUACAUUUAAUCAGGUCUUCCAUCCUUUCAGUUAUUCUUAUACUAUUUAUGCCACACAACCGUUUUAUUAUAACACCUGUCUCUCGUUGGCAAUCUUUAGCACUUGCUGUACGACUUUCCGUGCUUUCUUUAGUCGGUGACUCAGCUAUUCUCUUAUCCUACUUUCAUUCGUUAUAUUUACUCCCAAAUUGUACACUUUGACUUUUUCAUUCUCGAAGCGUGUGUUUUUUUUUCUUCUUCUUCAAAACUCUGACAUGGCGUCUGAGUUCUUUUUAAUUAAAAAUUUAUUUACGGCAUCACUCCAUCCGUAGAGAUGUUCUUCACGAAACAUACUGUACCCUUGUCUUAGACCCACGUAACCCUCGUAAGUUGUAACACACUCUCGCUUCCAUCAUCAGCUUCAUCAAAAAGCUUUUAACCUAUCUCAGCAACUUGCUUUCUGUAUCAUACAUUCUCAACAUCCCCACAUUGCCUGUCAAUCGAUUUUAAAGUCAAGUUUUUCUGUGUCCACAUAUGCCACAAACAGGUUCUUCCUUUGUUCGCUACUUUCAAACUUCCGCCAUCAUUACUUUCAUACAAAGGAAUGAUUAUUUCACUUCACGUAUUCCCUCAAAGCGUUUCCCUUAUCCUUCUGUCUUUCACAUUUGAUAAAUCUCCUAAAUACUCGGUUGACGUAGGACUAAUUUCACUUCAAACAGCAACUCUCCAAUUUCAUCUUGUAUUCUGAGAUACAUUUGCUUAUCAAUCUUGCCUCUUCGUGCAUUUACUCCAAGGACUCCAUCCUCACCAUUGGCUCCAUUUCUGCCUCUGUCGACUCAAAUGCAAUUAGAUCAUCAAGGCCAGCCACCCUCUCAUAUUCCCCAAAUCCAGACAUGAUCAGAUUCAGAAUAUCCCAACAAACAUCCUCACGGUUAUUCUUUUCCAUUCCUGGCCUAUACAUACUCGCUAUUGUAUUGUUCAUUAAUGCAUUUGUAUACGAGUGUGUGUGUGUUUGAUCAAGAUACCAGGGAGAAUUUCUAGACAUCUGAGAAUGGCUUCACAUGUGCUAGAAAAACAUAUGUUCUCACUUUUGUUUUAUGCUCAGUAUAUCCAUCAGAAAACCGUCUUGAUAUCUGAAGGAAGGAUAAUUCUAGAAUGCAUGAGCCUAGGCCAAAAAUAUUUAUCCUCCGAACUGCCUUUUUUUUCUUUCUUUUUUUUUUUUUGGCUUGGCUUACCACUAGAAAAAGUUCCCCACACUCUUUCCUAAAAAUAAUUUUCACAACUUAUUUUCAAGCCGAGACUGUGUAGGGAGUGCUUUUUCUUAAACGACUGCUUUUUGAAAGCAAUUACAUAUCUUUUCUAGAUUAUCAUGGAUAUUCAGUGGCAGUAACCUUUUUUUGUAGUCGAAAAAAGCUUAACUGCACUUACGUAUCCUCCUCAUGUAAAGUAGAUAGAUCAGUUAGUUCUGCACCAAAUUUGCCUUUAUUUACAUAAAGUUGCUCACUUAAACAACUCGAUUCGUGAUUGACAGAAGUCAAUGUGUGAACAUACACGCCUAUAUCCAUGUGUCUAUGUACCCAAGUUUUCAAGCAAAAUCAACAUGUGUUAGCACACUCGCGGAAACACGCUUAUGUACAUUCACAGUGAGAGAGAGAGAGAGAGAGAGAGAGAGAGAGAGAGAGAGAGAGAGAGAGAGAGAGAUAAUUGACGGAUUGUCUGUCGUUACGCUAAGCUGGCUGCUGAUGAGCCUUGUGUACGUUUGUGGAAUGACUAAUGUUGAGGAAAUUUUCAGUUUAAGGGUUAUGCUCGAUUGAAGCAGUGUUAGGAUGGAAGUGGCAGUGUCAUGCGACUUUUUUUUUCUCAGCAGCCACCCUUUGUGUGGGAAACAGUCUAAUACAUACAUACAUUAUAUAUAUAUAUAUAUAUAUAUAUAUAUAUAUAUAUAUAUAUAUAUAGAUAUAUAUAUAUAUAUAUAUAUAAAACCUCAUUAAUUACAGGUACGCAAAAAAGUGCUACAUUUAGCAUCCUUUUAAGGAAUUAGCCGCUUAGUAAAAUAUUAGGCAAAAACGCUUAACAAAGGUGGACAACAAUUGUUUUCAUUCAGUGAAUGAGAUAAAACACCGAUAAAUAAAUGAACCGCUGUGAUAUUUAGCAUGUUUGUUAACGUCUGAUCUUGUCCCAAUGUUCACAAAUGAUGGUGAUUCCUUUCCGUCGGGAGGCGCCAUCGUCGUCGAUCACUCGCGUAGCUACUUUCGUUCACGCGCUCUGACGCUAAACUCUUGAUUUUCUCUUGAAGCAGGAAACUGGAGGCUGGAGAACCUUGACUUGCAAUCAACAGAUGGCUGUGAAAGGAGUUUAAUCUUACGCUACUCAUUGUUUAGAAGUAUUUUCCUAUCGUCAGAGCUUGUCCUAAGUCAGUGAUCUGUUUCCAGCUUCAACGGAAAAGGGGUUCAGCAUCGUCAGAACUUCCCGUUCACAAAUAGUGGUUUUCUUUUUUUUUCCCGGGAAAAACUACAGCAACAGUGCGUAGCCACUUGUUUUUUUUUUUUUUUUCAAUAUCAUUACCUCUGUCCUCAUUAACUGUUGGGAGCACUAGGUGAAAACUCAGUUUUAUGAGAAUGAAUAAUUUGAUAAUAAACGACGCCCCCGCUAAGAGAAAAUCUCAAAUCCGAAGACGAUGGUCAAAAUAAUUGCCAAGGGGAAACUCACGUUUUCUUUGAAAUAGACCAGUAGCAAAACCCGACCCGAACGCCAGUAAAAAAUCUCCUUCUUUCAUCACCAAUAUCAAAGUAGACAUGAGUUGUACCUCUUUCAAUCUACCGGAGCAUCGCUGUACUUCAUGUUCGUCGAAGGCUGGUGGCACAAUUAUAAACAAGUGAAAAAUACGCCUAAGUUUCCUAAGCGCCAUCGAGUUUUCUGUAAUGCAUACAAUGCUGAAUGACCCGCGCCCCAUGAGACUAUCAGCCACGGUCCUGUGGGGGGCCUGUCCUCUACCGUUGCCAGACGCACGAUCAUGUCUAAAUUUAACCUUAAAUAGAAUAACUUUUUCUGUCCUCACUUUUUCUGUCCGCCCUCAGAUCUUAAAAGCUGCUGAGGCUAGAGGGCUGCAAUUUGGUAUGCUUGAUGGUUGGAGGGUGGAUGAUCAACAUACAAAUUUGCAGCCCUCUAGCCUCAGCAGUUUUUAAGAUCCGAAGGCGGACAGGAAAAGUGAUGACAAAAAGUGCGAACGAACAGACAAAACCAUCUCCAUAAUUUUCGUUUACAGAAAACUAAGAUAUGUAAAACAUCAGCUCCUUUGCGAGAUGAAAGAGAGAGGACGAGGGACUUCAUACCUGGUUCGUUUUUUUCCUUUUCCAUCCAGUGGGAUUCAAAGAGGCAUCCGCUCCCGAGUCAGCAAUAUCACAACGUCGUUCCCAACAUGAGAUUAACUUUGUUCUUCAGCAGUUGUUUUGUCUUUGUUAUUGUGUUUACUUUCGUUAGUUUUCCCAUGUUUCCGUUAAUGUUGUGAUUACGAUACAUCCCUCCAAAAAAAAUUUUUUGGUCCUAUACAUGUUAUUAGUGUAUAUUUAUAAUUGAUCACCUAGAUCAGAGCCACUUUAUAAAUAAACAAAUAAAGAUGAUAAGAUAA
Messenger RNA from Macrobrachium nipponense, 6415 nucleotides. RefSeq lists its product as uncharacterized. The record is from RefSeq and is a predicted model, not a curated record. NCBI's taxonomy places the organism in Eukaryota, Metazoa, Arthropoda, Malacostraca, Decapoda, Palaemonidae. The transcript is spliced from 3 exons. The coding region runs from base 560 to 988 and encodes 142 amino acids.